Molecule: messenger RNA, 654 nt
Organism: Quercus lobata
Lineage: Eukaryota; Viridiplantae; Streptophyta; Magnoliopsida; Fagales; Fagaceae
Exons: 1
Coding region: 1-654 (217 amino acids)
Source: RefSeq, a predicted model, not a curated record
AUGCUGACAGAGGAGAGUAGUGCAAUCUUACAAAAGAAGCUGCCGCCUAAGCUGAAAGAUCCGGGGAGUUUCACUAUCCCUUGCGCUAUAGGAAAAUCUUAUUUUGAUAGAGCUUUAUGUGAUUUAGGGGCAAGUAUUAAUCUAAUGCCUCUCUCUGUUUUCAGGAAAUUGGGUCUUGGAGAAGUAAAGCCGACCACUAUCUCUUUACAAUUGGCGAAUAGAUCUAUUAAAUAUCCAAGAGGAGUCAUUAAAGACGUAUUAGUGAAAGUUGACAAGUUCAUCUUCCCGGCUGACUUCAUUGUCCUUGAUAUGGAUGAGGAUGAGGAGAUCCCUUUGAUAUUGGGUCGACCUUUCCUUGCGACGGGGAGAACCUUAAUUGAUGUCCAGCAAGAAAAACUUGUUUUGAGGGUCGGAGAGGAUGAGAUCACUUUUGAGGUAUUUAAGCCUAUGAAAUUUCCUUCCGAGACACAUUCUUCUUUUCAAAUAAGUGACCGAGACGUGAUCAUGGCAGAUGAGACUUGUGCAAUUGAUUUUCUAAAGUUACCACUUGUGGUAUGUCUUACUCGCUCUACACCUGAAAAAUUCAAUGAUGAAGAGCUUAAAGAGUGUGAAAGAUAUUUGGAGGCUACACCACUCUUUCCUCCUUCAAUGUAA